GCCGACACUGGCGGAGGCAGAGAGAAGUAACCUGGCUACCGUGAUGUUGAACGUAAUGAGGGGAGUAAUGUGGAACAACAAACUAGUGCAGGCACACCUGCACGCGGAACGACAGCAAAAACAGCAAUACCAGCAAGACCUGGCCGUUGUAACGGCCGGCGUCCGCGACGCAGCAAUGCAGCAGCAGCAACAGCAACAACUGAUGAACUCUACGAUCGCACGCAUCAACGGCAUUGAGGCCAAGGCCUCAGCAGCGCCAGGCUGCACGACGGACGCGACGAAGCAAAUCAACGAACGCAUCGAUCACGUCGUCACCAUCAUCGGCGACAUAGGUGUUUUCAACGGACCGGACACGAUCAGCAACAUGGUGGCCGCCAUCAAGACGGACAUCACCAAGCUACAGACGAUACCGGACGCCGCUACAAAGAUGUUCAAGAUGCCGCACUUCGACAUCUGCAAGUUCGACGACUACAACAAGUCGGACGCUUUGACAUGGUGGCAACGUUUCCUCACGGAAGCGUCAUGCCGCACUGUCCCGGCGAACGACAUGUUGAAGGCACUCUAUUUGCAACUGAUUGGAGGAGCACACGCAUGGAUGAACCACCUGGCGGCCACCCACAAGUGCACCAUCGCCGAACUCCACGCACAUCACGUGGAAGGAGUUCAAGCAGCUAUGGUUCACCCGGGGAACAUGCCAACUCGAGACUGGACAACGAAGUGGCAAAAGAUAGUGACCACACCAGGCUUCGACUUGACGUUUCCAAAUCAACGAUCCGAGUUCUUCUCGCGAUCAUGCGCGGGAUUGCGGUCGGCACUCGGUAAUGAGUACAACUAUACCACAUUCCAGAGCAUUCUGGACCGAGCGAACUUGGUCAUCCAAACGGACGACAAGGCCGCUAACGAGAGACAAUCCCAGCCGCAUUAUGUGGCUAAGCAGGCCUAUCAACGUCCGACACAUAACAAUGCCGUGAUUUCUGAGGAAACUGACGACCACCACGCUGCAGCAACAUCCUCGGGUGAUGGAGGAAUUGUCGCAGCGCUCCCGCCGAAGCGUACCAAGAGAGUUCGUAAGAACAAGGCGACACAAGAGACGGCAGCGACGGGAGCUGGGCAGCCAUGGACGACAUAUAAGAUCACCAAGGAGGUCUAUGACCUACGUCAGAAGUACGGAUACUGCCUUUCGUGCAACGGAGUCACCCAUGUGACCGCACAAUGCCCCGAAAAGGGCAAGGCACGYGUACCCCGUCCAGCAAACUCGGAAAACUGAGUUACGCAAGGAGAGGGGCGACGUCUCUCCUCACUCCGCCGGACGCGGUUGCCUUGCUAGCAAUCGAUGUCACUACCGGGGAGCAUGCGUUAGUCGCUGAUUCUCGUGCUACGUACGAGGAUUAUGCUGCCCAGCUGGUACCACCAUUAGACCAGCCUAGCCACGUGCAUGUACAUUGCGUAUGCGCAGCCUGUACACCGUCGGCAAGUGAUCCGGUCAGUUCGCCACUGAUUUCCGAGG
This is a messenger RNA of Chara braunii, 1507 nucleotides long. The record is from the annotation of a GenBank genome assembly. Lineage: Eukaryota; Viridiplantae; Streptophyta; Charophyceae; Charales; Characeae.